AUGAGGGCGCGAGGCCACGAUAUAUGCCACCCACCAGCAUUGGUUACCGCGCAGGAGGGGCAGCAGGAGGAGCAGGAGAAGCUGGAUCACAAACCAGGGAAUCACCACACGCCUGCCCAAGACCACAUACCCGACCCACGCACCUUUGAACCAGGGAGCGACACCUGUUUGAACCACCCUCCACGACACAGCCAGCCCACAGCAUCCAACCCUCACAGCUCACAGCCAAUCGCAGCGUCCAUAACAUCCAAUCCCAUUCCCAAGCAACCAAUCACACGGUCCAUCGAGCCUCUUCCCCUCCAGCCCCCAUUCCUCAUGGAACUCCCCUCCCCACCUAUAGCACCUCCUCCGGCCCCCAACACCCGACCAACGCCCCCACACCGCCCCCCCCAUCAACAUUUUAAGGACCUACCGUUUCCUGAUUUAAUAACUGGCCGCUCAGGAGUCUUAAUUGAAAAGCCAAGCGCUUCCUACUUCUUUAGGUACACCUCACCUGGCCCUCACCUGCCGCUGCACCUGCCCGUACCUCCUGCACCCACCCUGCACCCUCCCAGGUACUGCCAGGUGGGUGGACUGCAACAGGAAAUCCAGAAGUUCUAG
Portunus trituberculatus (swimming crab) is the source of this 600-nucleotide messenger RNA. Its product is annotated as proline-rich protein 12-like. Bases 1 to 600 code for a protein of 199 amino acids. The transcript is spliced from 5 exons. Lineage: Eukaryota; Metazoa; Arthropoda; Malacostraca; Decapoda; Portunidae. The record is from RefSeq and is a predicted model, not a curated record.